AUGCGUUCCAUUCGAAGCUGGGCCUAUGCCACCUUUCGCAAUGCUGAGGCCUUCUUCUUUGUAUGCAUGGCCUCUCCGGAGGACAUUCAAGCAAAUGCGGAGUACAUUAAAAUGGCCAACAAAAUGGUCAUGGUUCCGGGCGGUUCCAACCUCAACAACUACGCCAAUGUGGAGCUCAUCUUCCAGACGGCCGUUGCUAAUCACGUUGACGUGAGUGAAGUAUCUUUGCCCAACUAUACUGCUGCUGUGAUAGCCAAUAUCGGUUUCAUUAGUUUCUUGAGGCGUAAUCUGUUCUGCACGAAAAAAGUUGAUAAUCCAUGCUUUAAUAACUUCGUCGUUACCUCGCGUUUGAAGGAUGUUGCAUCGUGCGACAGCGAAGUUCAUGUUUUAGUACACAGAACCUGCUGUUGA
Messenger RNA from Dibothriocephalus latus, 411 nucleotides. NCBI's taxonomy places the organism in Eukaryota, Metazoa, Platyhelminthes, Cestoda, Diphyllobothriidea, Diphyllobothriidae. The record is from the annotation of a GenBank genome assembly.